Thamnophis elegans (Western terrestrial garter snake) is the source of this 1629-nucleotide messenger RNA. RefSeq names its product RING finger protein 148-like. The coding region runs from base 311 to 1363 and encodes 350 amino acids. The record is from RefSeq and is a predicted model, not a curated record. The transcript has a single exon. NCBI's taxonomy places the organism in Eukaryota, Metazoa, Chordata, Lepidosauria, Squamata, Natricidae.
UUUGUUUUUAAACAGUGUCAUUUUAUAUAAGAUAAAGGACAAGAGUCCUGCUUGGCAAAGUGUUUUAAUGAUGUCACAAUUUCAUUACUUAACAAUAAAUGACUUCAUUGGAGGGAGAGGAAAAAAAUCUGUCACUGUCUGUAAGAAAUCUUUAUCUAAGCCACAUACUUACAGACAGACCCUUCAGCUUGUUUCUCCAGAAUUUUUGAGAUGGGUUUUUGGUAUCGCUGGAAAUAUCAUUCAGUUCUGAUGUGCUGAUGUUUUUUUGUCUUUGAGUUAUUGGCUCUGAAACUUCUUCACAGAUGUCAGCAUGAACUUAUCUGGGGCUGCCACUGGAAGAAGAAAGGUAAAACCAUUGUGCUUUCUGUACCUUGGCAUCUGUCUUGGGAUCCACCUGCAGAGUUCACAAGCUGACAGUUUUUGGAUUGCCAAUAUCAACAUAUCAUUUCAAGUUGGGAAUCGGACGGUAUGGGAGAUUGCAGAAAACGGAGUGUUUGCCAAAGCCUCACCCCUGAAGAAGGUGUCCGGCAUCGUGAUAGCUGCAGAGGAGCCCCACCAAAAUGCUUGUAGUUCUGUAACAAAUUUUAAUACAGGGAAUGCAGGAUGUUGGAUAGCGCUCAUCAUAAGAGGGCAGUGUUCAUUUACAAAAAAAAUAAGUGUCGCUGCGGAAAAAGGAGCAGUUGGUGUGAUCAUCUAUAAUUAUCCUGGUACAGGUAACAAUGUGUUUCCCAUGCUUAACUUUGGGAAGGAAGGCCCUGUGGCUCUUAUGAUUGGCAAUCUGAAAGGAACUGACCUUCUGCAUCUAAUUCAGAAUGGCAUCCAAGUGAUGGCAACCAUUGAUGUUGGAAAGCACUGUAACCCAUGGUUGACCCGUUAUAUGGGCACUAUUUUUAUUCUUUCCUCUGUAGCUGUGGCGUAUUGCACCUUUUAUUGUGCUGGAAAGCUACGAAGAACAAGGAAUUUGAUACAAAGAUGCCAGCAGGAGCUUGAUAUUACUAAAGCCAUCAAUCGUCUUGAGCUUCGUACAUUAAAAGAGGAUGACAAAGAAGUUGGAUCCAAUGGAGACAACUGUGCAGUGUGUUUAGAAAUGUACAAACCUAAAGAUGUAGCCCGCAUUUUACGUUGUGGGCAUCUUUUCCACAAAAUCUGUGUUGAUCCUUGGCUUUUAAAGCACCAAACAUGCCCUGUGUGUAAGUGGAACAUGCUUGGAAAUGUGGAAAGUAUUACAGGUACAGCAGAACCAUUCGGUGUUCAGCUAUCGAAUGAAGCAUCUUCUGCUAUCAAUUCUCCUAAUGAAGCCAUCUGUCCAGAAGUACCUGCAGGAAUUCAUAAAGGCUCAAAAGCUCAAUCUGGGGACAAAUGAUGAUUUCGAUCUUGAUCCCCUUGUUAAAGAUUGAGCUUAAGGUGUGUGAAAUAAAACAUUACCUUUGAUUCUGUUUAGUUUGUUUGCUUUAUGACAAUAUUAAAAACAUCCAAUGUGAUUUUGGAAAUUAGAGUUUAAUAUUUUAAGUUUUGGGUUUUGAGGAACUCCAGCUAUAAUUGUUAAAUUCCUAACAAUUUAGAAUGGUUUUUACAUUGAUUUAGGAUGAUAAUUUACAGGUAGUCCUUGAUUUACAACCACAGCUGAGA